Molecule: messenger RNA, 2584 nt
Organism: Drosophila simulans
Lineage: Eukaryota; Metazoa; Arthropoda; Insecta; Diptera; Drosophilidae
Gene: Coop
Exons: 2
Coding region: 1293-2369 (358 amino acids)
Biological process (GO): regulation of transcription by RNA polymerase II
Cellular component (GO): nucleus; transcription regulator complex
Molecular function (GO): DNA binding
Source: RefSeq, a predicted model, not a curated record
AGAUACUUAGGCAUGUCUGUAUUUUUUCCCCAGUUUUCUUUGCAAGACGUUCUUGAAAAUGGCCAAUUACGGUGUUGGAUUCCCAUUUAUUGGCCGCCUGUCUGUCCACGUACAUUGUGCAUACGAAUGUGUGUGUGUGUUUUUCGCAGUGUGGGUAGAAAGACGAGUAUAAAUUGCGGCGAGGAUCAAAUGUCAGGCUGAAACCCAACCGCAAAGCUACAGAAGAUCUGAUAAAUAACCCCGGUCGCCACUUGUCGUGUCUGCUUCACUUGCAUUUUCGCAGUCCCAAGAAGAGGAGACUCAAUCCGAAACGUGCAAGCAUAUACGUACAAGCAAACAUAUGUACGUGUGUACACAUACAUAUACAGACAACGGAUACAGUCUUCGGUUCCAGGCUCACGAUCGUUCCAGCUGGAGCUUUUGUUCCCACACACCCUCGUCUAUAUGUAGAAAUGUAUGUACGCUGUGGCGGUGGCUCCACUGGCGUGGCGUGAAUUUUGUACGUUCCCUCCAGCUCCAUUUCCAAGCGGCCCAGCCAGCCGACCGUAGUAAAAUCCAGUUUUGAUAAAAAUAAACAAAGUACACUACACCGCUCUCUAUACGCUACACUAUGAAUUUCCAGUCAAAGCGGCCGGGUCACCUGGAAAAGGAUCUCCUUUCGCGUAACGAGAGGGAGCGGCAUAGAGCUUACUGGAAAGACUUUUACCGCUAAAGCGCGACAUGUCCGCUCAAGUCGCUGUACGGCUGGAAUUCUAUUGCAAUAUACGUUUUUCGGUGCAGAGCAUAUUGGAUUCGUUACGGUGGGCCCACAACGGCGAAGUUAACAACCGUAAAAAGCGCAAAUACGACACACAGAGUUGCGGCCAGCGCAGCGGAAGCUUAACAUCCGGAUAAUAUUGCCAGGCAGCUCAGUUGUUGUUCUGCCGCCUCGCCUGCGCCUGCUUCUUCUUCUUCUGCUUCUUCUUCCUCUUCUUGGGUCUUCUGUUCGUGGCAAAGCCUGUUGCUCAAGCCUCUCUCCUUCUUCCCGAUCCCGCUGCUCCGCCUUGCCUUUGCCUGUGCCGUCGCAACCAGCUCCGUCCGCUCUUUCCACAAUUCUCUCUCGGCACCGCCAAAAGGCACGUAAACUGGUUGUUGCUGGCUGCGCCGUACACUUCGUGGUGCCCGUAUUUUUCGUAUUUUCAGUGCUGCCUGAACGCUUGAGCUGCGCGAGUCGCUUGCCGGGAAACUCGGAGUUGGAAUCGGAACUGGAUCUGGCUAACUAGCUAUCGGAAAUUGGCCACUCGGAUCUGGACAUGGAGAUGGCCUACAAUGCGUCAUCGUCGGCGGCCUCCGUUGGCUCUGCCUCUGCCGCCGCCUCUGCCACCGCCUCCUUCGCCUUCACCAACACCGCCAAGCUGCCCAUCGAAACGGUGAAGCGCCUGAUUGCCGCCGUCUCACGACGUCCGAUGUUGUGGCUGCGCAACAAUGCCAAUGGCCAGAAGCGCAGCGACAUCACGCCCGUUUGGUUCGAGGUGGGUCAGGAUGUGAAUUUGCCAGCCGACAUCUGCCGCAUUAAGUGGGGCCACCUGAGGGACAACUUUCGCAAGGUGUACAUCCGCAAUAACCUGUCCAAUGAGACGCCCUCGUCGUGGCGCUUCUACAACGACAUGCGGUUCAUGGAGCCCGCCGUUCACGAGAAUAUCAUGCGUCAGACGAGGAGCAGCAGCAAGAAGCACCCACCCGGACACUGGACGGAGAACAAUAAUGUGCUGGGGCCGGACAAGUAUGACUCAAUGCCCAUUGUGGCUACGGAGCCCAUAUGCGAGCUCAGCCACAGCUAUGACUCGGAGCUACACCAGCCCAGCUUCUCGGACAUCAGUUCGUUCUUCGAGGAUCGCGACUGCCAGCCGCCGGAGAAUAAGAGAUUUAAGUCGGAGCCGAGUCAAAGGGAGGAGGACGAGGAGGAUGACGAUGACUUCGACGAAGAUGCCGCCUCGGAGAACUUGGAAGAGGAACGCGCAAAUCGUGCCGAUGCUUCCAGUUCUGGUGUAUUCACCAUAGAAGUGCUCGAUGACGACGACGAAAUGGAGCAGGCGGUGGCCAAGACCAAGGCGAAUAACACUAGCCACGGCGGAUGCAUCCUGAAGAGCGAGCAGGAGGCCAAGGUGUUCUCCAACUCACAGUCACCCUCCGCCGAUAUGCCAUUCAAGUAUAUCAGCACGGAUGCGGCCACGAAUACGGAUCCCUCGGGUGGAGAUCUCCAGGACGAGGCGGAUCGGAUGUUCCUGCUCAGUCUGAUGCCCUUCCUGCAAAGAUUGGACAGCCGUCGGCGUCUGCGCGUGCGCCAGAAAUUGCAGAACGUGCUCAUCGAGGAACUGGAGUUCGGCUGAGGACGCGCAUGUCCGGGGGAAUGUGGGGAGAUGUACUUUAUAAGCCUAGCUUACAGUAUUAUAAGAACGCGACUGACUAACUCUGUGAAUCUGCCUACAUACGUAGCAUGUAAUCAGUAUUCCGGCCUGCUUUCCUUCAUACCAACACUUCAAUACAUACCAUAUUGCAUUACAAUACAUAUUUACACUUCAAAUAGACGAUCACGCCAGCAUGA